This is a messenger RNA of Teleopsis dalmanni, 3233 nucleotides long. RefSeq names its product zinc finger protein 658B-like. The record is from RefSeq and is a predicted model, not a curated record. The transcript has 12 exons. Gene Ontology annotation, molecular function: DNA-binding transcription factor activity, RNA polymerase II-specific; RNA polymerase II transcription regulatory region sequence-specific DNA binding. Gene Ontology annotation, cellular component: nucleus. Gene Ontology annotation, biological process: regulation of transcription by RNA polymerase II. The coding region runs from base 291 to 2720 and encodes 809 amino acids. NCBI's taxonomy places the organism in Eukaryota, Metazoa, Arthropoda, Insecta, Diptera, Diopsidae.
AAUAUAGCAACCAAGUGAUCGGUUUUCACUUAAUCCUAGUAUUAAAACCUAUUCCGCACGAAAAAUUGGCACAAAACCGCAAAUAAAAAAAAUUUUCUAUUUUUUGCAACAUUAAUAACACGAAAAUACGUCUCUGGUUAAUUGAUGCCCUUGCUACCAUAAAUGUCAUUUCAUUUCCAUUCAUUCCUUCUAUAACAAACGCGUAAUUGUUUAUAUUGACAUUGCGCAGGUGACAUCAGAGACCGCGUUUGUUUAAUAAAUUGAGAUAAAUAUUUAACAAAAGAAUUAAUAUGAAUAUUGUAAAAGAGGAAAUUGAUAUAAGUUCAAUUGGAUAUGAUGAAGAUGUGUUUUUUGAAACAGAGGAUGACAAUAGUAUUGGCAGCAGCUAUGACAUCUUAGAAGGUUCUGUAGAAGAAGCUGAUUUCUUAUAUAUACCAGAUGAUAAUUUAGAGACAUAUUUGAGCGCUUCAAUACGAAGUAACUUAAUGGAGUUGGAUUAUGACUGGAGAACUGAAUGCAAUUACUGUGCGGAAUCUUUCAAAACUUUUCAAGAACUUUUAAAUCAUAUCUAUAACAAUCAUAACACUAUAAAUAACGAGCUCCAUUGUGUUUUAAGGGACUGCACAGAGGCAUUCGCUAAUGAGAAAUUACUAACGCGCCAUAUAAUUUUUCUUCAUGGUGACCUAAACAAGUUAAAAAUAUAUGGUUGCUGCUCUGACUGUGGACUGCCUUUCUCGAACUUUUUGGUGCUUAACAAACAUUCUUGUUAUCAAAAACUUAAACUUAAAUCUGGAUUAAGGCUCCAUUGCAGUGAUUGCCAGAUGGACUUCCAAUCAUUUAAACGGUAUAAAUUUCAUUUGCAGUUUCAUUUGAUAAAGCAUAGGCCCAAAUGCUGCUUAAUUUGUGGUUUGAACAUAGCAGACGAUAAUGAAUUAUUUGAACAUGUACAAUAUUUUCAUGAACAAUCGGAUCAAUUGACUUGCACUUGUUGCGAUCGCAUAUUUAAGGACAAGGAGCGGUUUGAAGCACAUUGUAACACUCAAAAAUCUAACUUAAAAUAUUAUUGCGAUUUCUGUCCAAAGAAAUAUGCCAAUAAAUCUAUACUUGCAACGCAUAUGAAAAUUUCUCACCUUGCGGGAAAUCCAGUCUCCUGCACAUAUUGCAACAAACAAUUUCCAAAUUCUAUUUGCCGUUCAUAUAAAAAUCAUAUAAAAAACCAUGAACUAAUUGAAUCGCAGGUACAAAGUUUUAUCUGUACAACAUGCGGUUUAAUCACGAGGGACGAAGCCAACUUAAAUAAUCACUUAACAUGUAAUAAACCGACGCUCGAAGAGGAAAUAAUCACAUAUGCAUAUACCUGUGAGUUCUGUUCAUCGAAUUUUAAGAGCGCUUACCAUUUGCAGACGCAUCGUGCAACUCGCAUACAUGACGACAAUCUUUACCAUUGUUUAACGUGUGAAGAAAACUUUACGUGUUAUAAAAGCUUACGCACUCAUGAAAAAUAUCAUUCAGUUGAUCAAUGGAAAUUAGCUCUGAGUAGAGUCUUUAUGUGCGCUGUUAAGGGAUGUGGAGAAACAUAUGUACAGUGGAGUGGGUAUCAUAGUCAUAAAACUCAUUGCCAUUUAGAAGAGACAUGCGUCACAUGCAAAGAAACAUUUAAGAACACUGAACAACUAGCAGAGCACAUGGAAACAUGUAGUAAUACACGGGCUUUUACGUGUCAAUUUUGUAAAAAAGUUUGUCCAACUAAAAUGUCUUUAGCCGUACACGUUGCAAGAAGUCAUAAUAAUAAAAAUUUGAAAUGUUCAAUUUGUAAAAGUAUAAUUAAAAAUAAGGCACUCCUCGAAAAGCAUAUGGACUCUUGCCACCAAGAAAUGCGGUGUAAUGAAUGCCAUAAAAUAUUCAAAAAUGGAAGAAAUUUGGAGAAGCAUAAAAAAAUUGUUCACGAGUCCAUUAAACGUUAUUUCUGCAAAUCAUGUGACAAAGGUUUCUACUAUAAAAGUGAAUUGAAACAACACAACACAUUUAUCCAUAAGCCUUUCCUCUACGAAUGCAAUGAAUGUUUAUUUACUACAAAUUAUAAAAACUCCUUUGAUAUACACAUGGCUAUGCAUAGAGAACAAUUACAACAUAAAUGUCCCAUAUGCAAUAGAAUGUUUGGACGAAAAUAUGCCUUAAAUUUACAUAUAAAGCGUCAUUCGGAUCAUAAAGAAUUUAUCUGCUCACAACGUAUCAAGGAUGGCUGUGAUGCAUCAUUUAUUUCAAAUUACUUAUUACGAAAGCACAUUAAGAGUAGACAUUCUAACUAUGAGUUACUACAGUUACCAAAACUCCAAAAUAACCAAAGCAUUUCAGAACUCGAAUUACAAAAUAGUAUUGAUGAUGCUGAUGAUCCAUUAAACGUUGUUAACGAAUCACUUAACUAUGCUGCUGAUGUUGAUAAUCCACCACAUGAUUUUGACGACUUAUUGAAAAAUGUUGACGAUGCACCAAACUGCACUGACAAUAUACCAAUCAUGGUUGUGGACUACGAUGAAGCUAACGAUAUUGGGGAAAGUAAUACCUAUAUUUCGUACAUGAUACUAGAUGAAAAUAUACAAGAAAAUCCAAUAGAAGAGGUUUUUGCAGAAAAUAAUAGAACUGACAUUAGUUUAAUUAAUAUUGUAGAAGAGGAUACGAGGGAAAUAGAUAUAGAUAUAAUUGAGGAAAUAACUGACUAAUACAGGAAAAAAGCUAAUUUUUUUAGUUCUCUGUAUUAUUUCAAUUUAUACACUAAGGUCUUCAGAAUAGUCAAUAAUUAAUUAUUUUAUUUUACAAUAAUUGUUACAUUAGAUUUUAAAAAACAGAAUUAUAUUUAAAUUAACAUUGAAAAUUGACAUUGUAUAGACGUUUUCUACAAAAAUUUUGUUAAUAAUUAUUUUUGCGUUUUUAUAGUACUGUAUUAGUUGUAUUGCAGUAACAUUAAAAUAUUGUGAAAACUAUUUAUUUACUUAGUAACCUUGUGAUAUUGAAUUAGUCAAAUAACACUAGUUUACAAACAACAUUUUUUAUAAUUUAUAAUUUUUCCCAAAGACGAGACAUAUAUUUUCUAUAGUAUAAUUUUUCAUAGAAUUCUAAAAUCAUAAUCUGUGUACCAAUGACCUGUUAUUUGCGAAUGAGUGUUACUAGAUAUAAUAAAUAUCCGAUAAAAUGUGAAACUAAUACGAAUAUAUUAAGGUACGAAUAUAUUAAGG